AUGGUCGCCUUCCCUCGUGCUGCGCUACCGCAGCUCUCCCUCGCCCGACGCUCCCUCUCGUUAUGCCGACACAUCCACUCGUCGCCCUUCAGAUCUGCCAUUGCGCAUCCGGUCACUGCCCAUGGCCCCCCUCCCAAGGCCCCUGCUACACCAGAGCGGAAAGAGUCCUCGGAAUUGAAAGAUGCAACCUCCACAGCUUCCGAAACUGAGGCACCCAAAACCCUCAAGCUCACCGAUGCGCUCAAGAAACGUUUCUGGAAGGAUGUGCACGUACAUGGAAAGCCAGAGGAAUAUCAGGUCCUGCUUGACAAGCGACCCGUGAGAACGCCGACUAAAGCCAUCCUAUCAAUUCCCUCUACGAAGCCUCACCUCGCCCAUGCCGUCGCCCUGGAAUGGGAUGUGAUGACCUCUGCUCAGCAGGCGCUCAAAAGCCACCUUAUCCCUAUGACCUCCAUUGCCGCCCGUGCCACCGAUAUCGCCCUCGAAGAUGCCAAGGGCGAUUCUACCACCCGAAACCAGAUUAUUACGACUGCCAUGCGCUACCUAGACACAGAUACUCUCCUCUGCUGGGAGCCGGAGCGGGAAGUCCACGCAAUGGAUCUCAAGGCGGAUGGAACUCCCCAAGAGAGUCUGCGGGAUAUUCAGACCCGAGUCGCCAAGGAUAUUAUGAGCUUCUUGUCUACGAAGGUCUGGCCCGGUCUUGAAAUCAUCCCCAUCUUGGACACCGAGAGCAUCAUUCCCCUCUCGCAGCCCAAGGGGACCAAGGACAGCAUUCGCACCUGGGUAUCAGAGCUGUCGGCGCAUGACCUGGCAGGCCUGGAGCGUGGCAUCCUUGCCUCCAAGAGCCUUUUGAUUGCGGUCCGCCUGGUGACUGAGUGGAGUGAGAACUUCCGCCACAUUCAGCGGGCCGAUGUCAAGAAAUUCGGUAUCGAGGACGCGAGUGAAGCGGCCAGCUUGGAGGUGACCUGGCAGACUGAUAAGUGGGGCGAGGUUGAAGACACCCACGAUGUCGGCAAGGAGGACAUGAAACGUCAAUUGGGCAGCGUUGUGAUUCUGGUCAGCGGAGAAACCAGAUAA
This is a messenger RNA of Penicillium salamii, 1077 nucleotides long. The record is from the annotation of a GenBank genome assembly. NCBI's taxonomy places the organism in Eukaryota, Fungi, Ascomycota, Eurotiomycetes, Eurotiales, Aspergillaceae.